Messenger RNA from Seminavis robusta, 1924 nucleotides. NCBI's taxonomy places the organism in Eukaryota, Bacillariophyta, Bacillariophyceae, Naviculales, Naviculaceae. The record is from the annotation of a GenBank genome assembly.
ACCGCGAACUCACAGCGCACACUACAAAGCAAAACAAAAACUCACCGCCAGGCAUUGGAAGGAGUGUUGUGAUAGAUUACUAGUACUCGUUCCCUUAAUAUUUCCAAGAGAAAAAUGAUGCCCUGUCACCCCCCGGAACGACCGCAGCAAUGGUUGGUGGAGUUUGAGCACAAGACGCACGUCUUGAGUCUUCCAUGCAAUUUAUUAUUGGAGUCGACGGCGACAGAGCCUGCUGCCCUGAUUCUCGAGGACAUUUCGAAUCGCACCGGAUGGCCCGUCUCUCGCUUGCUUUUGGAGGGCCACGAUGACAGCAACAAUAAUCACUGUUGUCGUGUCCGCGUCCAGUCAAGUCUUCGUGGUGGCAAGGGAGGAUUUGGAACUCUGUUGAAAAGUUCGGCCCGACAGUCGGGUGCCAAACUGACGACGGAUUUUGGAGCGUGUCGCGAUUUGCAAGGCCGUCGGUUGCGUCAUGUCAAUGAUGAAAUCAAGUUGCGCAAAUGGCGAGAAGCGCAAGAGCGAGAAAAGCAAACAGGCGGCAAGACGGAAGUGACGGAUGCCAUGUUUGAUACGCCCUCGGGACUCUUUAAUUGGCACUUGAUGGUGCCCUCGUGGGCGGAUAUUUCCAAAAAGAGUACUCGCAAAAUACAGCGACAAUUCAAGCGCAUGCAACAAGAAGAAGAACAAUUGGAGCAAGAGAAACGAAAUGCCAGGGCACAACGUGAACGGAGUGUCACCAUGUAUGUCCAAAAGGCGACAGCAACCAGUAAUCAAGUAAAGACCAAUGUCAUGAGUGCCGUCAAGCAAGGAUUGCAGGCGCAACAAGACAAAAAGAGAAAGCGAGAAGAAGCCGAAGAAGCUCCAUCGGAUCUGUUUCAAAAAGAAGAUAGACCCAAUAGCUUGUGUACACUGUCAGGGGAUGUGGUAGUCGAAGGCACGUCCAAACAAUCCGCAAAAAAUAAUGUGAUACAGAUCCAAUCGCAGUCAGACUUUUCCACUCUUGUGCUGUUCCUGGACAAGGAAGUACCCAAAGGCGACAAAAAGAAAUCAUCCAUUCUCUAUUACGAAGUGAAAGUAGUCACGGGAGGAUUGGCACAAAUUGGAUGGGCCAACGUGACGACCAGUGAUUUCAAACCCAAUACAGAAGAGGGGGACGGCGUGGGAGACGACAAGGGAAGCUUUGGAUAUGAUGGUAGCCGGGCGCUCAAAUUCCACAAUGGAGCCGAAGAAGCAUAUGACAAAAGCCAGUGGAAGGCCGGGGAUGUUGUGGGUUGUCAAUACAAUGUGAAGACGGGAGAAGUUUCCUACUCGUUGAAUGGAAAAGACUUGGGUGUGGCAUUUACGUUUUCGGACCCGACCAAGACGGUGCUAUUUCCGGCAUUGAGUUGCAACGGAGGAGAAAUUCUAGAGCUGCAUGUGGCCAAGGAGGAUAUGGAACAUCUUCCGACCAAGGACAGUGAAAAGUAUAUUGCCGUGCAGGACUUGAUUGCCGUGAGCAUUGUGGCCGACGACAGCGUCACAAAUAAUGGAGAACAAAAUGACGACAACAAAGAACCAGCAGCAAAAGAUGACGACGAGAAGGACGGAGCAAAGACCAAAGGAGACGAAGCCGAUUCACCACCAGAAGAACAAGCGGAGGAGAAGAAGGAACCAGAGACAAAGAAGGCGCCUAUAAAAGUGGAGGCUUUGGACCUAGCGAAGUUUGAAUCAGUGGCAGCUCUCGAAGAGCUCGGAUUGGAUCGUCUGAAGGGUGCCUUGAUGGCAAUUGGUGUCAAGUGCGGUGGUUCUUUGAAUGAACGGGCUGCAAGAUUGUUUUCUUUAAAAGGCUUGGAACGCAAAGACUACCCAAAGAAAGUGAGGGCAAAAAACUUUGUAGAAUAGCAGUAGCGAAUAUUAACCCAGUAACUACAGUUCAAUACCCCUCUUG